Paracoccidioides lutzii Pb01 is the source of this 312-nucleotide messenger RNA. RefSeq lists its product as hypothetical. The transcript has 2 exons. The record is from RefSeq and is a predicted model, not a curated record. Bases 1 to 312 code for a protein of 103 amino acids.
AUGCGGGGGCUGGUUUAUAAACGAGGUGAUGUGGUGUCUAAGCCCCGAGUCCAGAGUGCUGGAGGCAGCAAAGGCCCUACUUCAGAUGGCCCCAUUGUGGUAGAUGGUUCGACGGAGAUAGGCCACGAGCCCACAAGCGAGUCUGCAGGUGGACAGAUUUCUCCGCCAAUGCUGCCUGCCCGCGAGACGCCCACCGAUCAAGGUGACGGGCUAGACGGGAUGGCGGAUUAUGGUGGAGUCUCAUUGACUCCUGGAGAAAUUCCAGGUCAGCUUCCCACCAGCUUCAAUUACCGUUCCGUGUUCUCCCGCUGA